Molecule: messenger RNA, 581 nt
Organism: Physella acuta
Lineage: Eukaryota; Metazoa; Mollusca; Gastropoda; Physidae
Source: RefSeq, a predicted model, not a curated record
GACGUCAUUACAGAAGAAUACAGUACAACUUAGUGCCUCGCGACAAAGAUGAGAAGCGGUGAGCGAAAUAGCGGGCACUAAGUCAGCUGAUUAGAGCUUUUGUUCACACGGCUCUAUGUGUCUCGAACUUAUACAAAAAUAUUAGUUAUCUCGCGUGCUCCAUAAAUGAGGAAAAGGUUACAUUUCGACAAUGUGGAUUCAGUCGCUAUUUCUUGUUCUUAUGUGUUUUGUUGGUCUGCGCCAUCUUGCCCAAGUUGUAAUUUAUCCAGAAGAUCCGUACAGUGACGUCAUAUCCCACCCGGACUUUCGACCAACUCCAGAAACACCCUGCUAUCUCAGUGUAGAUCAGAUGAUAGGCAAUACGUCCAUGUUUUUCACAGGAGGUAGCGUGAUUGACCUUGACCUUGAGGACGAGAGUUCGACCACCCUGGUUGAGCUGGACAUGCACGUCCCCAACGCUCGCCUACCUUACCUGUACGAGAGAAAAAAGAAGUCCCGCACAAAACGAAAAGCCGUCAGCAGACAAGAUUACAGGUGGCCAGGUGGUAUUAUUCCAUACGAAUUUGUGACCAAAGAUUUUA